AUGGCUAGUUCAACGGCAUGGUCGUACCAGAACGACUACGAUGAAGAACUUGAUGGUGAAGUCUUUGCUACGCACAAUCGGUCACUGCAUGAGUUGCAGAGAUUGUCGGCUUUUCAGCAGGUGACGACGAAGGUACCGCCUGCGUAUGAUGGUCGAAGUAGCUGGUUCGCCUAUGAAGACGCGAUAGACGAUUGGUGCGACAUCACAGAGUUAGAGCCAGAGAAGCAAGGCCCGGCAUUGCGGAAUCGAUUGGAAGGAGAAGCAGCCAUCCACAAGCGCCUGUUAGAUCGUGACAAGCUGAAGGACAAGACCAAUGGCGUGAAGUACUUCAAGUCUUACUUGAGACCCCUCUUCGUGAAGGGAGCCGCCAAUGUUUUCCUUUAUCGUUUCCAGCAGUUCAUGAACCUCCACCGAGGCAGCAGUGACAUGCUCAGGUGGAUGACCAGAUUCUUUCUGGAGCGAUCUCGACUACAGGAAUCUUGGGAUGACACCUACGUACCCAUCACAGAUCCGAACAAUGCCGAGGUUUCUGCAUAUCUUCUUGGUUUGUCAACACAGGACCAAGCAACAACAACUCGAGAAGAAGCGAUGGAGGCUCUGAACCAAAGAUUCAAGGCCACCCACAGUGCAGCGAUUCCUAUUCCUGAAGGCUUGAACGCCCUGAUGUUUGUCAGCCUGUCCGACCUCACGCAGGACCAACGACAAGUGCUGACUUCACUGAUGGCUCAUAGGAAUCGUGCCUUGGGUGAUUACAGAGUGGCAGAGCUUCGCGAAGUGUACCUGGAGGUCUUCUGCACCACGCGAACGUCGGUCGACAACCCCUUGUUGGCGCCAUCCUCCCAAGGAGGCCGCAAAACCUUCCUGGUUCUCGACGAAGGCUUCAUCGAUGAUUCCCAAGGCUUCUGGGUUGAAGAUGAGGAUGAAGGUGUCGAGGGCUUCUUGGAGUUGGACGAGGAUUGCUUCUGGGUCUACGACGACGAGUCCGCAGCGUGGUUUCAGAGACGUUUCCAAGGAAGAAGAAUGAAGCGAGGCCCCUUCAAGGGUCGGAAGAAAGGAAAAGGCAAGGGCAAAGGCCGAGGAGGCCGAAGGUUCUUCAAGAAGAAGAAGGGCAAAAGCCACAUGGUUGAAGAAGAUGCCUGGCAGACAGAGUGGCAGUCAGAGUGGCAGGAGACCCCGUGGGACUCUUGGUCCUGGGAAGAAGCCACUACGGACGAGUCCUUCGCUGCCAAGGGCAAGGGAAAGAAAGGGAAGAAAGGCAAAGGAAAGGGCAAAUGGAACAAAGGAGACAAAGGCGAUGGAAAAGACAACGCCGCCCAUACUGCUGAAGCUUCCCAAACAACCAACACAGUGGCAGCCUCUACCUUCUACGUUCAGAACGUCAUGCCCGAUGAGCCUUCUCACUACGAGAGUCCAUUCGAAUCCUUCAUGGCUACCCCAAAGGAAGAGUCGUCGUUUUUGACGCAUGCCUUGACGCCAACUUCAAUGGUUUUGGAUUUGGGGUGCACUAGGGCAAUGACUUCCAGGAGAGCAGCCAAGGAUCUCAUGAACUUUUGUGACGAAAGUCCGAAUUGCGGCAUUUGGUACAGGUUGGAGCAAACUACUUCACAAUUCACCUUUGCAAAUUCUGAGUCUGCAAGCUGUCAGCAGAAAAUUGUCAUCUGCAUGUAUGACCGAGAGUCGGCAGUUCAGUCCACCGAGUUUGACAUUGUGGAGCAAGGUGAAGUACCAACCCUCAUGUCGCUACCUCAAAUGCGAAAUCUUCGAUUCCAAUUGAGCCUUCAUCCGGACAAGGCCUUUUUGAGCAGCCCUGUGUUAGGCAUUAAGUCCUUUCGGCUGAAGGUUGCAAGGUCUUCGCAUCUCAUCCUCGACUUGCUUGAUGUAGCCAACUACAUGUGGAAUGUGAGAUUUGAGAAGCACAAGAAGGUGAGCUUCUUCACUGAGACAGUCCACUACGAGUUUGGCUACAAUCAGGGAGAAACUGGGAAGCUUCCCAAGAGGGAAGGAACCCAGGAAGCUCUCGCUGUUGAAGAUGAGUGGUUCCUAGAUGAAGCAAAGCAAGAGUUGAUCCGAAUCCACAAAAAAGAGAGGCAUCAAGUUUUCGUUCCAAGUUUGUCGCCAAUUCCCCUGGAAUACCUCGACUCCAAGAGAGCCACGAUCUUCGAGUUCGUCGAUGGCACGAAGGAGACGAAGGUCGAUGAUUGGAAAGAGGUUGCUCAGAAGCGCCAGGAAGUCAAGCCUAAGGCUUGGAAAGGAAAGACUGUUUUUCGAAUCCUUCCAGGAGGCAUCGAAAAUAGGACUUCUGUAAAGGCACGAACCACAGGUUCGGGUCCUGGUCGUCGGGGAAACCCUGAUGAUGUAGUUUCGAAAGGAAGGAAAGACUCUCAAAAGUCAAGGGUUCGAGUGUCAGAGAAGUCCAAGACAGGAAGCUUUCCGAAGGGAAAGGAACCUAAAGGAACUGGAAGCUUCCCUACAGGGAAGGAACCAGCAGUUGACGAGCCCGUUGAGGGCUUGCGUGAUGACUCUCUAGAAGAAUGUGCUAAGCGCAUUCUCGAUGGAGCAGGGAAGGACUCUAAAGGAGGGCUCCCUGAGAGCGAUUUGGACUAUUCUCCUUCAGAAGCAGAGAUUCCAUAUGAUCCAGCGAAGGAACCAGAACGUCUCGGAAGUGAGGCGCUAGAACCUAGGCGGAUUUCUCUUCCACUUCCGGGACAAGAGGUGUCCCGUGCUUCUCCGGCGUACAAGCGAAUGAUCGAAAAGUUGCGAAAUGAAGUAGAACUCUACAAAUUGCAUGUGAAGCAUUACCACAUGAGUCCAUCGCAAUUUCGACGCAGAACUGCAAUGCUUGGCCUGCCAGGAGACAUCUACGAGAAGUACGAAAAGAUUUAUCGUACCUGUAGGAUUUGCAGCACUUCCGUGCCAUCGCCGCCGCGAGCCAGAGUAGCAGGUUUACGUGCAUCGUCGUUUGGAGACCUGAUUUUUGUCGAUCACGCUGAAAUCAACUAUGGUGCUAAUAGCUAUUUAGUGCUUUUGAUCAUCGAUGGCGCAACAAAUCUGUUGUGGGCUACGGCCUUGCGCGGUUUGACUGCUGAGGAGACACUAGGGGCCUUUCGUCAGUGGUUCGAGGAAAACAACUGCAUGCCCAAAGGAAUCGUAGGAGAUCAAGCCUUCUUUACGGACGACUAUCGUGAGUUUUACCGUUUUCAUGGUAUAACACCUUAUCCUUGCGGACCAAGGACGCCCUGGCCAAACAGAGCUGAAACAGCUGUGAGAUUGUUCAAGCGAACUUGGGCAAUCAUGGCAAAGGCUCUAGCUGAUGAGGGUUAUGUUGAAAGGAUAACUGUUCGCCAAGCAGCUAAGAAGGUAGUUUGGGCUAGAAACUGUCAGUUGACUAUUGCAGGAUACUCACCUCUUGAGAUAGCGACAGGGCGCAGACCGCCUGAUCUUUUCGACAUUGAAACCUGUAACCCUGAACAGCUUUCCUCAGAGCCCCCGGCAGAGGACAGGACCAUUCUGCAGCUUCAACGCAUUGCACUGAAGGCGCAUCAGGAAGCACGUCAGGCCGUGGACCUUCGCAAGGACUUGGCAGGACGGGUGAUGCCCUCAGAUGGUCCCUACUCGCAGGGUGAUAAGGUGUUUGUUUGGAUGAAGGACGAAUCAAAGAAGAAAUCCGAAGGAAUCUGGGUUCGAGGUAAGGUUGUUUCACAGGAAAGUGCCAUGGUGUUAGUGCAGAUCCAUCAGUCUGUUUUGAGAGUGAACCAGUCGAAGGUGAGAAGAGAUCACGAUCCAUGGCAUGAUGUGUCCAUACCUUUGAGUCCAGAAACGGAAGGCUCUCCCAGUGGAGAGGGAUCCGAGUAUGCCUGUGCUUGCUGUUAUUCUCAUGAGAUCGGUUACUUCAACUACUAUGGAGAAGCAUGUGAUUUUGUUGAGAUAACAGCCUCUCUCACUGGCGUGUCGGCUUGCGCUGCCCAAUCUGACUUAAGGGUCGGUGAGCCGAUUGAGUCCAAACACUGGAGUGAGAAAGGAGUCCAGAAUUCCAUUCAGUUGGCUUGGAAUGUGCUUGAGAAAGGAAACCCCCGUCAUGUGAUGAUCCAUCCCGUGGUUCCUGAGAACUGGAACAGGAAAAUGAAAAAGGCCUUUUGGCAAUUCUGUGCUGAUGUUACUCGUUGGCAAGAUGACCGAGGCCUUUAUGUGUCUAUGGUUCAUCCUGCGGGCUCGGGGUUUUGGCUGUCUCAGAGCAGCAGGUCCUUACAAUGGAGAUGGACAAUGCAACAGGCUACUUUUAAGAUUGAUGGCGUUUCCACUACGUACUUGUCGAAUCUUCCUGAAGGGUCUUUCAAUUUCAUGGAAACUGUUCCUUACUCUGUGUCACAGAACGGUACUUUAAGUCCCAAGUAUGUUGUCAUGCUUUCAAUGUGCUUGCAAGGGGGGCGAGUGCCUGAUAAGAGACAAGAGUUUCUUUUUGAGGACCUUUUGGAGGAUUUCGAUGAUGGAGAUCUUUGCGCUCUGUGCAUGCGUUCAGAUAGGAACUAUGAUGCCCUUGCUGCCUUCCCGUUGAAGGAAGAGUUCGCAGUUGCGAGCUCUCAGGGGAAGAAUCGUCUUCCGAAGAGAAUGCAGUAUGUUGCACCUCAGAGAUUUGCAACUUCGUCUCUGAUUCAGAAAUUAGCCAGCAUAGACAAGCUUCUGGUUGGAACUGAACUUGAAGUGAAUACUUCCACAUCGCCAGAGGCUCUUGCUCUGAAGCCAAGCUUAAGGAAUGUCCGGUGUCUCACUUUACCGCAUCUUGAGUUUGAUCAUUGCAAUGUCUACAGAGGCACCUUUGGGAAAACCUUGCCAGUGAUUCAGCGACACCCUGAUUCGGUUGUGAUUUUAUGGAAUCAACACGAUUACGAUCAUGUGUUUUUCAUUACUCUGUCACAGCUGACUUCAUGCCUGUCACGAAUGGAUGCAAGUAAGUGGUCCAUGAUUGUGUUCUGGAAUGAAGGUUCUAGUGUUAGGAAGAUAGGAACUCCGGAUGUAGGGCUAGACUACACUGAUCAGCCAGUUCCAUCCGAUCCAUCCGGUCCUCCUCCUCUUCCGCUUCAGGGGGAAACUCCUCCAGGGGUUCCUCCAGGAUACCAGGAUCCUUACGUUCCAGACCAACCGCCGGAAGACGGAGGCGACCCAAGUGGGUCGGGACCGUCUCAUCCGCCUGGUGGUGCUCCACAGGUCAGUAUUCAUCACAAUCCGGAUAUUGACUCUGAUGAAGAGCUACCGCUGGAUAUGACAGGACAUGAUGGCUAUCCACCUCCGCCUCCAGGUGGAGUACAGAUAGGAGGCAACACUGUGCCGAUUGUCCCUGAUGACGCAGACGAAGAACUUCUGAUGGAUGUGUCAGGUUCGCCCGGGCCUCCGCCCGAUACACCUGGAAGCGGUGCUAUUGCGCCGAUACCAGGUCCGAGCCUGCCACCGCCGCAGGUGAUGUAUCCUUAUGGUCCGGGAUCUCAGGGCCCAGGUGGAGGAGGCGGUCCUAUGGGACCGGUGCCCUUCUUGGGUUCAACACCUGAGGAAGAUGCCUUGCCCAUGGAAGUGCACGAAGAAGGACCGCCGCCCGGUGGACCUCCUGAUGCGCCUGGGGCGAAGCAAUACGCUGAUCCUGACCAGAUGAUUCGGCCGUCACCUUAUGUGCCACCUGUCAGUAUUCAGCCUCUGCAGUCGAUACCUAAACAUCCUGAAUUUCCGGCGCCGCGUUGGCAACGACCACCGUCGCCACGAAAUGUGCCGGUCACGCGUGCGCGUGGGCGUCAUCCCGAUGAUACGUCCAAGGUUAAGGCGCGCAUUCCUCCAGCCGGUUCUGAACCAAAGUUGGUCUUUCCCAAGCUUAACUCCGUUCCUCCAUCGCCAAUCUCUCCGCCGCAGCCGGUACUGCCGCCCGUCGCCGUGUUGUUGCCGGGUCAGGGCGUGAAGAAAGAGGAUUUCCCUACCGAUCCGGAUUUUGAGGAUCCCGCUCAUGAGCCGGGUCAGCCUUCCGGAGAGCCUCCCGCGGCUCCUGGCUUACCUGUGACUGAAGGGGAAUUUCCCAUUGUUCCCACGCCGGCAGUUGCGCCUCAGGGCCCGGCCGUUCCUGAGUCCACGUCGGACACUGAUUCCAACGCUACGGUGGAUUAUCGGGAGCGGGCGGAUUCUCUUCUUGCCUUAGUUGAAGGGGAUGAGGACAUACUCAUUCAGCUUCCGCAGGAUUUCAAGGUUCCGUCGUUUGUUCCCUUGGAUGGCGAUGGCUUUGCUUCGUGGUUGACUAAGCAGGAUAAGAUCAAGGCCGGUGUAGUCACUCCUGAAAUGGCCCGAAAAUUCGCUAAGGAGCUGCGAGUGGCUAAGCUUGAAGAGUUUCGUAGCUAUCUUGACAAUGAGGCCAUUCGCCUUGCGGACCGCCGAAAGUUGGCAAAGGACGUGAAUUUCUUGACCGGUCGUUGGGUCUUGACUGUAAAGGUGGACAAGAAUGGCUUCUUUUCGAAGUUCAAGGACUGGAGCCGACCAGGGCUGAUCGAUGCACAUACGUUGCGUAUGAAGGAGGUAGCCCUGCAAGCGCUUCUCAGCUACAGCUGCGAUGAAGAAAGUCAGUCACUCCCCGACACAGCGGAGGCUUUGCGAGGGCCAGAUCCUACGUACAAGGUAAAGGACUAUCCGAAGCUUGUUCGGGUGCCAUUUCUGAUUUGUCGCAUGUUCGCACCGAGUUUUGUCUUCCGGACAGCUCUUUUUGAAUUUGUGCCUGCAAUUCUCCAGAGCGUUUGCGGCAACCAAGCUUUAGUGAAGAAAACGCGCAUUCGCACCAUGGCUGGACCUCGCUCCAGCUUCAUGUGGAACCCUUCGCUUGGAAGCAAUGUGCCUUUGCUGGAAGGUUCAAAUCUUCCAGACUACGGCGCGUACACUCAGUCAGCAGCGUGGCUUGGAAUCCGGAGGCUUCGUGAUAUCGAAGGGGCCGGAAAAAUAGUCUACCGCUCUGACGGUGUGCGUCACUGGCCAAACAACGUGUCAGAUGAGAAGUUCCUCAAUCUGGUUCCAGGUAGCGCCGAUGGUUCCUUGACACCGAUGCAGCGCUUGAACUGUCUUGAAGGACAGGUUAGCUUGCUGUACCACGUCGCUCUGUAUGAGCAGACACACCAUGUCAACAUUCUGUCAGGGUGGCAGUCAUGGAAAAUGGACUUCCUCAGGUUCUUCAUGGGCUCCGUGACAACGGAGGAGAUGAAGAAGUUCCAGGAGGAGGCUGCAACCAUUGACAGAGAAGGUCGGUGGCAUGGAACCUUUGCUUCCAGAAAAGGCAAAAAGCUCACUUAUGAACUACGCCACAACACCAGAAAUAAGCAGCACCUGGGUCCAGACAACGAGCUCCCGUUGGAGCUGUUGCAGAGGGAGAUGCGUUGGCUUGACAUGAGUCCACUCACAGCCUUCAGUCUGCUAGCCGGAAACUCCAAGGCACGCUACCGCAUCAUUGUCAAACUCGUGGACGUUGACUUCAGCGACCUGAACAAGCUUGACUUCGACAUUUAUGUGGCGGCGUGGCAAGGUCAUUCCCGGAUGGCGGACAGCCUCUCGGAGACAGCGCUGGGCGAGGUCCUCACGCUGGAGAGGUGUAGGCAACUGGGCUACAUCUUCCACUCAGCAUUCGCCAAGGACUACCAAAGCAUUCAGUCUCAGGGGAUGCUAAGGUCGUCUGUCAAAGAGCAAGGACAGAGCGGCCGCCUCGCCAUCCACUUUGUGUAUGGUGGAGGUACCGAGGCCCCGCGACAAGGGACCCUCAUCUGGGAAGGCAACGACCGCUUCUACGUCAAUCUCGACUACGAGACCCUGUACGCGGAUGGUCAAGCGUUGCACUUCACGCCUAACGGUGUGGUCUUGGCCUACUUCGACGUGGCGCCCAAGUACCUCACACACCACUGGCGUCCUCCCUACGAGAAGGAUCCUGGUGGCCGCCGGUGGGACAAGCGACGUGAAAACGUCGGUAGCCCAACCGAAGGCCAAGCGUCGGCCAGCUCUUCCUCGGGAGGCUUUCCGAAAGGAAAGGGACCCACAGAGCAGACCGAAAAGGGAAGCUCACCGAAAGGUGAGGUACCCAAGGUCACCGUCAAUGAGCUGCGAAGACUCAUUGAAGAGGAAGAGACAAGGAACCUCCGAGCCGCAGAAACAAUGGAGAUGGGCCGAGCGAUUCCCUUCGAGCGAGGAGUCGAAGUCGAAGGCCGAGUUGAUACUGGGAAAGUCCGCGUCGAGAAGAUGCAGAGUGCUUUCGACCGGCUCAACGCAAACCCGUGGUUCCUGUAUGAGCAGGGCCAUUUGAAGCUGCGGAACAGCAUGGGCCGUCGCGUCCGCACAGACCUGGGAGAUCAUCCGGCCUUCGACUACGGCAAGCGGCAGGGCUGCUACUGGGCUGAAAUGCAAAAGGAGCAUAUCUACACGAGGCCAGACAGCCAUGGAGUAAACGUCACUGGCUAUGAGUCCCCUCUCGGGCUCACUGGGAACCUUCUGUCAGAGCUCAACUUGCUCGUCUCCAGGGAGUUCCCAGACGCGGAGAUGGUUGACUUCCUAUGUCCUGACAAAGAUGAUCCACGCGCCCGCCGUCCUGACGCCAACCUCGCGGACUACGCUGAGAGGCUCGAGGUGCACCAUGCUUUCCAGAAGGAAAGGGAGGUGUACCAAGAGCUGAACCACGUCCGGGCGGACUUCGAGGUCUUGGUCGACAUCAUCGGAGAGCUCUACGGCCAGGACUUGCUGGCUUACCUCCGACGACACGAACAUGACCGAAACGUCAGGGAGCGCUACAAGGUCCGUCUCAAUGGGCCAGAUGGUGCAGUUGAGCUUUUUGACUGCCCUUUGCUCCAAAGAUGGAGUCCCGCCUUGGUGAUAAGCAAGGUGAAGGCGCGCUUCCAAGAAGGCACUGGACCAGCAAGCUUCUCCUCACGACUCGCGCUCAAGGCCUGGAGGGAUCUCCUCUCCUACGAGGAAUACAAAUCGCGAGAAAACGAGGUCCUUGAAGAACUCCUGGCUCGUCCCUUCUCUGAUUUGGUUGUGGAAGAGUUCCUUGAUGACACCAACAACAUCACCAUCGAGGAGGAGGUCGAAGAGAUGGAAGUUGAAGAAGGAGGCUCCUUGUUAAAGGAGGAACUGGACUCAACUCCAGAGGCUGAGCUCGCCGCCAUGCAGGUGGAUGAGUCGACAGACACCCAAGGUGGAAGCUCCCUUACAAGGGAGGAACCGCCGUCUGAGGCUUCCCCAGCAAAAAGGGCGAGGAAGGUCCGUUUUGAGGAGAGUUGCAAGAAGGAAGAUGGUCCUGGUCCUUUGCGCAGACGAACGAGGAAGCCUUCGCCAAAGACCGUCUACAGGUUCGAGUGGCCUGAAGAUGAGAAGAAGAAGGAUGGUCCUCAGAGUUCAUCAAGUUCAGCUGCAGGCUUGUCAAAAGACAAGGAAGCAGACGAGAUGGACACUGAGCCUCCUCAGUUCGUCAAGCUCGAAGAAGAGACAGGCGUGCACCAAGGAAUCUGGGGCAAGCAGAAGACCCAUCUUUCUCCCGAUGAGUUUCAGGAAGCCGCCAAGAUCUUCGCUGAGAUGGAUGCUCCUGGUGAAGAAGCGACCGCCACGGACAACGAGCAGGCAGUGGAGGCCAUGCAUGUUGUUUCUGAGACAAAGGAUCUUCGCCAGUCAGCAGCAUUUCGGGAGUUCGUCGAGAAGCACCGCGAGACGGAGACAUGGUCACCGAUCUUCCUGCUCAGCAAGCAGAAGCAUGGAAGCGCCUCAGGGAUCUACCACCAGGAUCUCCGGGGUGAUGAUGCGAACUUCUUCAUGCUGCAGCACAUGAGGUUUCGCCAGCUUACUGGCGACUUCGCGAAGCACCCGUGCGCCCACUACGUGGCGAAGGAGUCUACUGUCUUCAGAGAGAUGGCGAAGUUGCAGCCCAUCUAUGAGAGGAGGCCUCAUCGCAACGAAGUGGUUUUUCGCGCAGGCGAUGUUCGCAGCACUCUCGACGCAGAGCUACUCCGACGCGCUGCAAAAAUGCCGGCAAGGGUCGAAGAACUGGAAGAGAGACUGCAGCGGGCAAUACGCAGGCAGGGUGCCACGCGCGAAGAGCUCACGAAUGCGAUGUUGCACUACUUCCUAGCAUGUGGCAUCACAGAGAGUGCAGUGGGAGGCUUGUCUCUAGACGAGGAACCCGAAGACACUGUGCCUGAGUUUCGACAGGAGGCUGGCGGAAGGCCUGUCUCCACUUCCAAGUCGUACCUCACUGUUAUGGUGCUCAACCUGGGUAACUUCGAGCGAGGUCGUAAGAACACAGUGCCAAGAGAGUAUCGAGAAUUCGUUUCGAAAGGCAAUGACGGCAUCAGCGUUUUGGUCAGAGCAAUGGCACUCAUGAAGAGCCAUGUUUUCCUUUUACAGGAGGCGUCAACUCUUUCUGCUGAAGACCUGACCUACUUGAAGGACAACUGCUGGGAGUUCUGCAGAAACCCGGCAGGAGACCUCAUGAUAGCCUUCCGUACAAACCAUUGUGGCCAACACAUCAAAAUGGUAGCAGGUAGCACCUACGGCUACGAAGACCACAAGCACAUGCCGCUCAGCUACCAGAUUGUAGACAUCUGCUUCGGCUCCACCUUGUCUUCAGAGACUUUGGAUGCCAAACUGGCAGGCUUUCCGAAAGGAAAGGGAGCCAUUACAAGGCAGAAUUGUCAGCCGCAAGAAUUCGAUACUCCCUUGACAAGAGCAGGACUGAAUCGUAUCAGAAUCUGCAACUUUCAUCUGCAUUCUCACAUCGCCAGAAAGAAGGUCGCCUUGUCGCACGAGAGUCUCGCGAUCAUGAUGGCCGAUUGCUUCAGCAUGCAAGUGGACAUUAUCGGUGGUGAUGCAAACAUGGCAGCGUACCGAUUCCAAGGAUCUACGCAGGCCAGUGCAUCCAUCCGAGAUAGUAGUUUCCAAGACAUGGUGCGCUACUUCUGCGAAGCGUACAAAGCGGCCCUUGGAAAUGAUCCAUUCACAUGCCCUAAGCCGAGGUUCAUGUCGGCCAAUCCUCUUGGCGUUCUUCACUGGUACGAAGAAACAUACAGCAUGCCUUAUCGCAACGCACCUCAGGUGGAUUGGCGUACUGCUCCUUCCCUCGAUUGCAUAGUCGCUUGCGUCCUCGAAUGGGACCACUCGUAUUCUCCGCAGCGAUGGCCUACGAAAACCGAUGCUAGGGAGGCUGAGUACAAGAUCCAUGUGUCAGAGUGGGUGCUGAACACCAACAGAAGCCAUUACAUGCUGGUGGACAGUGACAAUGACAGUCAUACGCCCUUGCUUUUCACCUUGACACCUAUGUGGCUGUCGAACCAACAACGCAAGGAGCUAGACCGUCGUGGAGCCACUGUCAAAGAAGCUGCUGACCGCAGAAAAGAGCGCCAAAAGGCCAACAAGGCGAAGGGCGGCUUCGACGCCCAGCUGGGCAGGUGCACCAGCCUUCCAUGUGUGCCGGACAUCAUCAGCUUCAACACGGUCCUCACAGCCUUGCAGAAGGCCAGCGAAUGGCAGUGGGCCGCGUGGCUGCUUCGGCAUGAGCUUCCCAAGCGAGGACUGGAGAUCCACACGAGGCAGACCUGUGGCGUGGCAGCCUUAUGGCAGCUUCUGAUCACAAGCGCCCCUCGGGUCUGGAGCACUGUGCUUGGUUUGGGGCACAUAGUUCCCUUGCUGUAUUCUACGAAGCAUAAGGUCAAGUGCCCGCACAGGCGAGUUGUAGCAAAGGGGGUUCAAUUGCUGUUCGUGUUUUUUUUGGUUGCGUGCGAGAAGAGCACCAUGGGAGACUCUGCCUACAUUUACGGCACCUUCAUCAAUGAGGAGGAGGUCGUCCAGUUGUUCCGAGACUUCAUGCAUACCUUCAAGAAGGACGCGGCUUAUUGGGCCUCCUAUCCCUGA
Messenger RNA from Symbiodinium natans, 11895 nucleotides. Lineage: Eukaryota; Dinophyceae; Suessiales; Symbiodiniaceae. The record is from the annotation of a GenBank genome assembly.